This is a messenger RNA of Phaeodactylum tricornutum CCAP 1055/1, 1895 nucleotides long. It is a transcript of the gene NTT2, whose product is annotated as nucleotide transporter 2. The transcript has a single exon. Gene Ontology annotation, cellular component: membrane. Lineage: Eukaryota; Bacillariophyta; Bacillariophyceae; Surirellales; Neidiaceae. The record is from RefSeq and is a predicted model, not a curated record. Gene Ontology annotation, molecular function: ATP:ADP antiporter activity. Gene Ontology annotation, biological process: nucleotide transport. Bases 168 to 1895 code for a protein of 575 amino acids.
CGACGAUUCUGGUUGAAUGUGAUGAAUCCACCGAUUCGUUCCUCCGAAACUCUACGACGAACUUCAUUGGAGAGGUGGCAAACGUUGCAAUCUUUCGAAAUACGGUGAUAGGCAUUGAUAGCUCCUCGGAAACACUUUUUUGCCGGUUUUAUCUGGUUUGCAAGCGGAUGAGACCAUAUCCGACGAUUGCCUUGAUUUCGGUUUUUCUUUCGGCGGCGACUCGUAUUUCGGCCACUUCCUCUCAUCAAGCAAGUGCACUUCCUGUCAAAAAGGGAACGCAUGUCCCGGACUCUCCGAAGUUGUCAAAGCUAUAUAUCAUGGCCAAAACCAAGAGUGUAUCCUCGUCCUUCGACCCCCCUCGGGGAGGCAGUACUGUUGCGCCAACUACACCGUUGGCAACCGGCGGUGCGCUCCGCAAAGUGCGACAAGCCGUCUUUCCCAUCUACGGAAACCAAGAAGUCACCAAAUUUCUGCUCAUCGGAUCCAUUAAAUUCUUUAUAAUCUUGGCACUCACGCUCACGCGUGAUACCAAGGACACGUUGAUUGUCACGCAAUGUGGUGCCGAAGCGAUUGCCUUUCUCAAAAUAUACGGGGUGCUACCCGCAGCGACCGCAUUUAUCGCGCUCUAUUCCAAAAUGUCCAACGCCAUGGGCAAAAAAAUGCUAUUUUAUUCCACUUGCAUUCCUUUCUUUACCUUUUUCGGGCUGUUUGAUGUUUUCAUUUACCCGAACGCGGAGCGACUGCACCCUAGUUUGGAAGCCGUGCAGGCAAUUCUCCCGGGCGGUGCCGCAUCUGGCGGCAUGGCGGUUCUGGCCAAGAUUGCGACACACUGGACAUCCGCCUUAUUUUACGUCAUGGCGGAAAUAUAUUCUUCCGUAUCGGUGGGGCUAUUGUUUUGGCAGUUUGCGAACGACGUCGUCAACGUGGAUCAGGCCAAGCGCUUUUAUCCAUUAUUUGCUCAAAUGAGUGGCCUCGCUCCAGUUUUAGCGGGCCAGUAUGUGGUACGGUUUGCCAGCAAAGCGGUCAACUUUGAGGCAUCCAUGCAUCGACUCACGGCGGCCGUAACAUUUGCUGGUAUUAUGAUUUGCAUCUUUUACCAACUCAGUUCGUCAUAUGUGGAGCGAACGGAAUCAGCAAAGCCAGCGGCAGAUAACGAGCAGUCUAUCAAACCGAAAAAGAAGAAACCCAAAAUGUCCAUGGUUGAAUCGGGGAAAUUUCUCGCGUCAAGUCAGUACCUGCGUCUAAUUGCCAUGCUGGUGCUGGGAUACGGCCUCAGUAUUAACUUUACCGAAAUCAUGUGGAAAAGCUUGGUGAAGAAACAAUAUCCAGACCCGCUAGAUUAUCAACGAUUUAUGGGUAACUUCUCGUCAGCGGUUGGUUUGAGCACAUGCAUUGUUAUUUUCUUCGGUGUGCACGUGAUCCGUUUGUUGGGGUGGAAAGUCGGAGCGUUGGCUACACCUGGGAUCAUGGCCAUUCUAGCGUUACCCUUUUUUGCUUGCAUUUUGUUGGGUUUGGAUAGUCCAGCACGAUUGGAGAUCGCCGUAAUCUUUGGAACAAUUCAGAGUUUGCUGAGCAAAACCUCCAAGUAUGCCCUUUUCGACCCUACCACACAAAUGGCUUAUAUUCCUCUGGACGACGAAUCAAAGGUCAAAGGAAAAGCGGCAAUUGAUGUUUUGGGAUCGCGGAUUGGAAAGAGUGGAGGCUCACUGAUCCAGCAGGGCUUGGUCUUUGUUUUUGGAAAUAUCAUUAAUGCCGCACCUGUAGUAGGGGUUGUCUACUACAGUGUCCUUGUUGCGUGGAUGAGCGCAGCUGGCCGACUAAGUGGGCUUUUUCAAGCACAAACAGAAAUGGAUAAGGCCGACAAAAUGGAGGCAAAGACCAACAAAGAAAAGUAG